This is a messenger RNA of Ectocarpus siliculosus, 1038 nucleotides long. The record is from the annotation of a GenBank genome assembly. Lineage: Eukaryota; Phaeophyceae; Ectocarpales; Ectocarpaceae.
CACCGGGGCUGUUACCACCGUCCUCUAUCUUCAGCCAUGAAGACCCUGUUAGCCACGCGCUAUGUGACCAUCCCCGAGGGCGUCACCAUCGACGUGAAGUCCCGCGUCGUGACCGUCACGGGACCCCGGGGAGAGCUGGUGCAGAGCUUCAAGCACCUCAACCUCGACUUGCAAAAGUCGGGCAAGAACAAGCUGCGCGUGGACCUCUGGUUCGGCAACCGCAAGCAGCUUGCCUGCAUCCGCACCAUCUGCUCGCACGUCGAGAACAUGAUCACCGGUGUCACCAAGGGCUACUUGUACAAGAUGCGCUUCUGUUACGCUCACUUCCCCAUCAACGUGUCCAUCACGGGAAAGACCGUCGAGAUCCGCAACUUCCUCGGCGAGAAGCGCGUUCGCAGGGUGGAGCUGGCCCCUGGUGUGGACUACGUACGUACCUCGGACGUUAAGGACCAGAUCGAGCUCAGCGGCAACGACAUCCAGGCCGUUUCCAUGACCGCGGCGCGCAUCCAGCAGUCGACGUCGGUGAAGCGGAAGGAUAUCCGUAAGUUCCUUGACGGUAUCUACGUGAGCGAGAAGCUCAACAUCGUCCAGGAGGAUGAGGGCUAAGCCAAACCAAGAGACGCGGGAGAGAACGAACGCCGAGCUAACCUCUUGCAACUCCCCUCGUGGAUGAACAGGGAAGCUUUUGCUUUCAACAGGCGGCUUGUGUGGAUUAUGCGGGAAGAACAAGGGUGUUGGUGGUCGCCACGUCGAGACACUCCUGUCUUGAGGAGUGCUUGGCGGCGGCGUGUUCUUUCGUCCCUCGCCGGAUGGGCGCGUUGCGUUUCUUUCGAGCGCGGUUAGUUUCGAUUGGAAGGUUUAGGCUUUUCGCGAAGGUCUGCCCUUGUUACCGAGGACGGUGGUGAAAAAAAAAACAAAAAAAACUCGUCUUGCGCUUACGCUUGUGUGUGAGCCCGUGAUUGUCGUGCUUGUCGAACACUUUAUCAAAACCCAGUCUUGCAUGGAGCGCGUUCCACGCGAUCACUGGGCACACCAACC